This is a messenger RNA of Umbelopsis ramanniana AG, 1123 nucleotides long. RefSeq lists its product as uncharacterized. Bases 171 to 1043 code for a protein of 290 amino acids. The record is from RefSeq and is a predicted model, not a curated record. Gene Ontology annotation, molecular function: GTPase activator activity. Gene Ontology annotation, biological process: activation of GTPase activity. NCBI's taxonomy places the organism in Eukaryota, Fungi, Mucoromycota, Umbelopsidomycetes, Umbelopsidales, Umbelopsidaceae. The transcript is spliced from 9 exons.
AAGAAACAUGACUAUUUAGCUAGUGAGCAGGAACGUGGCAAUCUCCAUCUUGUUCCUACUUUUUAGUUACGUCAGACAUUGCAAGCUAUCGACGGUUGUAAUUUGCGCACUGUUUUUUUCUCUAGGGCCCUAUUUUUUUAUUAAAUAUACGCUGUUGCUGCGACCAAAGCAUGGACGACGACGAGCUUUCGUUGCUGAAUGAGUUCAACGAGAUACUCCAAUCUGAAGUAUAUGUCGAUCUCGAUCGGUUACGAAAUGCAGCUCGUCAUGGAAUUCCAGCACAAGUCAGAGGGGACGUCUGGCAAUAUCUACUUGGAGUCCAACAUGCCGAUCGCUCGAAGGAACUGAGUUUUAGUAAGGCACGAGCUGAGGAUUACAAGGCCCUUGAACACAUAGAUAAUGAAAGCAGCAAGCGAGUGAAAGGAGAAAUGGGUCGAUAUGCCCGAAGAGUCAACUUUUUCUCCGCAAAAGAGAAUUGCGCAACUUUGGAGCAUGUGGUAACUGCUUAUCUUAACAACAAUCGAGAUGUUGACUACUACCCCGCCCUUGUCCCCAUUUGCGCUCCCUUUGUUAUUACUCUCAAAGAAGAGAGUGACGCAUAUUAUUGCUUUGAACGUUUAAUGAAACUUUUAGAUGAGCAUUUUGCGGCCAAUAGCAUAAAUGAACAAGUGGCCAACUUCAUGACCCUCUUUAGAUUCAUUCUUCCGGAUCUCCAUAGUUAUUUUGAAGAAGAAGAAGUCGACCUUAAUGAAUGGGCAACAUCUUGGCUGCAGUACCUGUUAGCCAAAGAGCUUACAUUUGAUAAUCUAGUCCGAUUAUGGGAUACCUACUUUUCAUAUCCUGACCCUAUGGACCUGCAUCCAUAUGUAUGCUUAGCUAUCCUACGGACUACGAAAGAGAAUUUGGAAGACCUCGAGCAAUCCGAAAUACGGACAAUGUUAAUGAGACUGCCAAAUAUGGACAUCUCACGAAUUAUUGCCCAGGCACAAAACCUUCGCCAUGAAACCAUGGAAAGGCAGUUGUAUGAAGACAAUAAUAUGUAGUCUUGCACUGUUGAGUUGAUUCUUUAACUGCUUUAUUUCGUCUGUAUGGCUGCUAUCGUCUUGUAAUUUCUUAUAAGUUU